UAGCUUGCAUCUUACCAAUAUGUGCCUCAAGUACAAGCCUAGAGUAGUUGCUUGCUUUUGUUUUCAUUUGGCCUGCAAGUGGACUAAUUGGGAGAUUGAACCUUGUUCAAAAGGAAAGGACUGGUUUCUUUAUAUUGAUCCGAGUGUGUCUUAUAAAACUUUGGAAGGUCUUAUUCAUGAAUUCCUCGAUGUCGUCGAAAUAAGUCCUCACAAAUUAAAGCAGCGAUUUGUUCAAAAGGUAAAUUUGCUUUUUAUUUAUAAGUACAAUGCUACGUUAUUUUAAAAUUUUUAAAUUUUCCUGUAGGGUUGUGUUAAGGGUUUUCUCACAGAGUGAUAUUUAUG
Messenger RNA from Parasteatoda tepidariorum (common house spider), 342 nucleotides. NCBI's taxonomy places the organism in Eukaryota, Metazoa, Arthropoda, Arachnida, Araneae, Theridiidae. The record is from RefSeq and is a predicted model, not a curated record.